GGAGGAAGAAGGUGGGUGAAGAAAAAUGAGCCAUCUUCGUGAGGUCGAAGCUGCAGUGUAGCGAUGCCGAGACACUGCUCGGCUGGAGGCUGCAAAUCUCGGGACAACCGCGAGACUCGUAACGCUGGUAUCACCUUUCACAAAUUACCAAAGGGAGCCACUCGGAGGAACCUGUGGAUCACCAACUCCCACCGUGCGGACUCCUGGGACCCUCAGACGGACUUCGUCUACUUCUGUUCCAAACACUUCACCCCAGAGAGCUUCGAGCUGACCGGCUGCAGUGGCAUCAGGCGGCUGAAGGAAGACGCUUUUCCUACAGUGUUUGACUCGACCUCAACGACCAAAUGCAAACGAGCAGGAACACCACAGAGACAGGAAGUCCCUCCUGUCAGGAAGAGACUCUGCUCAGGCGACCAGGAGCCCAGUCAGCAGGAAGCAGAGCGGCGGGGUCAGACCUCAGAGGAUCCCACAGGUCAGAGGUCAGCGGCGUCUGAGCAGACUCAUGAAAACAAACCUGCAUCUGCUCACGAACCCUCAGAGCUCACAGAGCGAGAACACGCCGCCUCACCGCCGCCGCAGGCUCGUCCCCUCUCCCCGUCACAGUACAUGAGGCGCCUGCCCCCUCCUCCGGGCUUCUACCUGUCGAAGGAGCACAGCUACGCUCAGCUCUGCCCCCUGCUGUGGAGGAGACGCUACGACCAGGCUAUCGACUGCCUGGAGAAGGCCUUAAGACAGCUGCAUGCCGCCCGGCGGAGGGAGAACCGGCUGCGCAGCACCGUGCUGAGGCUGCGUGAUAAACGGCUGAAACACACUGUGCUCGUGUCACAAGACGGUUGUAAGAGCAGGGGGAGCUGGACGCCAGGGGGGGAGCGGAGACGAGGUAGAGGAGGCUCUCACCAGGAGGAGAGUGAGACUGAUGCUAAAUGUGAGGACACGGGGCUGUUUGAGGACAGAUGUGUGGAUCACAUGGAGCUGGGCUGGUCUGAGGAGGAGAAGGGAUUCUGCUUUUACUGCGGGAGGGGGCAGGUCCAGGCGGGUCAGGUCGCACACACACUUUCAAAGACUGAGAAAAAUGUCCAGCCCACAGAGCAUGAGGACUCGGACAGGACUCAGAGAGAGGAACAUACCAAAGACACACAGAGAGUCCGGCUGGAACCACCGCCGGGAAAAAAAGUAGAAAUCAACGACUCAGAUGUUGCACAGUCCCAGGUCCUGCUCCAGACCCCCCGUCUCCACCAUGUGAUCCCUGCCGCAGCGCCUCCGCCUGAUAGUCUACAGCUCUCCGACACGUGUGAGGGGGAGUCUGACGCCGCGGCUCAGGAGCAUCACCUGGACCUGCAGCAGCAGCUGUUCUGGAUCCAGGACGGCGCCGAGGGUCAGGUCAUCCUGGUGCCUGUCCCCGCUGAGGACGGAUCACCAGGCUUUCUCAGGAUGGAGGGGGUCGUUGACGAAGCACAAACCAUACUGGUGUCACAACUGGAUCUCAAAGGAGACCCGAGUGGAGGUCUGGCCUGUGAUGACGACCACGAGCCGCUGACUGUCAUCAACAGAGAAGAUGUGAGGGAGAAACUGAAGGAACACCUGGAGGGAUUCCACCUUCAGCUGAGCACAGAGUUCAUAAACUGACACCACGCCAUCUGAGCAUUCCACGCCAUCCAACACGCUGACUGUUGUUGCUGAGGGACCCGGGCCGCUGGGACACGCCUCCGCCUCAGACGCCAUGUUGUUGUGGAGCCACGGAGACAGACUCGGUGCUUAGUCACGUGUUUUUCUGGGUGUUUGUGCGUGUGGAGACAAACCGGCAGUGAAUGUCUCAUCCUCAGAGGUGUGUGAUGUCUGAGUCACACACACACACACACUGUAGUUUAUCUUGACCCAGUUCCACACACACCGUCCUGCUGCCCCAGAUACUCACCACAUGUGGAUCAAUCCGCCGCUGAAAAUAGUCCCCAACAAAUGCACCGUUUCCUCCUGUUUGAUAAAAACUGCAG
This is a messenger RNA of Seriola dumerili (greater amberjack), 1991 nucleotides long. RefSeq lists its product as uncharacterized. Bases 64 to 1626 code for a protein of 520 amino acids. Gene Ontology annotation, biological process: regulation of DNA-templated transcription. The transcript is spliced from 5 exons. Gene Ontology annotation, cellular component: nucleus. Lineage: Eukaryota; Metazoa; Chordata; Actinopteri; Carangiformes; Carangidae. The record is from RefSeq and is a predicted model, not a curated record.